AUGACCCAGUUCUCAAAUACCAUCGCUGAAACUCAAUACGCGAAGAAAGCAUCCCAUUAUAUCAAUAUUUUGAAUGAUCUUCGACGCAUAGGUGCGCAUUCUGCAGUUGACUUACCUACCAUAGUCUUUUGUGGUAAUCAAUCUGCAGGAAAAAGUUCUUUACUAGAAGCAAUUUCAAGUGUUCAGCUACCCAGAUCUGAUGGAACUUGCACUCGUUGUGUAAUGGAAUUACGCUUAAUUGAAUUAGAAACAGAAUGGUCUUGUCAAAUUUCUUUACGUCAAGAAUAUGAUGAAAUAGGAAAUCGUCUUUCUCAACCUAUUGAAGCUAAAUUUGGAAGUUUGAUUAAAUCUCAUAAGGAAGUUGAGUUAAUGGCUCGUAGAGCACAAAAAGCUUUAUUGAAUCCUUCCAAAAACAGUGAUGAUUAUCUUUAUUGGAAUUUUGGGGCACAUUACGAUGAUGAUGCCAACAAUGAACUUAAAUUUACCAAAAAUGUGGUUUGUUUAGAGAUCAAAGGAAAGAACGUACCAAAUUUAAGUUUAAUUGAUUUACCUGGAAUCAUUUCAGAUCCUGCAGGGCGUCGUACACUUGGAGUUCUAACCAAGCCAGAUACUAUCGAAGCAGAAACACAUGAUAUUUGGUUAAAAAUUUUAAGAGGAGAAUCUCAUAAACUUUCCCUCGGAUACUAUAUUGUUAAAAAUCCAAGCAAGAUACAAUUAAAUAAUCAAAUAACUUUUGAAGAAGCAAGAAAAGAUGAAGAAAAUUUCUUUAAAAGAGAAUAUCCUUGGAAAAAUCUUAACCUAAGUGUUAAAAGGUUGCAAUACAAAUUGUCUGAAUUGUUGAUUCAAGCCAUCAGGCGUAACCUUCCUAAAAUCAAUAAAGAAAUACGUCGAGAAUUAGAAAAUGUACCAGAACAACUUAGUGAAAACUCAAAAAUUGAAAUAUACAGAAUGGUGAAAAAAUGUGUGAAUAUGAUUGAAAAAGAAACAUCAUCUUCUGGAAGCUACAAUCUUUUGCAAAUGAUUAAUACUAAAUUUAGUGAAUUUAAUAAUAAUCUUUGCUUAUCUCGACCAAUUUUCGUUAUUGGUAAAGAAUCAAUUAAAUUUGACUUUUUAGAAGAUAAGCUAUGCAAUCCCCAACCAAUUAAGUUGAAAGAGAUCACAGGGAAACGAGUUAUGGAAAUAAUUGCUAAUUCUCGUGGGAGACUAAUUCCAGGUUUCAUUCCAUACUCAUCAGCAAUAAAAAUUAUUAAAGAUACCCAAAUUAAAUGGAAAUCUUUAUCACUUGGAUAUGUGGAAAUGAAGAUUCGUGCAAACAAAUUGCUAGAUAAUUGUAAAGAAAUCACGCUAAAAUACAUUGAUUUCAUAUCUGAAAUGGAAAUUAACCAACCAUUUACAAUAGAUGAAAAAUCAAUUACUAUUUUGAAAUCAUCUUUUCUCAAAAAACUUUAUGCAACAGGUGAACGGAGCGAACCAACUGAUGCUUUAGAUAUUAUUGCAUCCCUUCUGGCAUAUUUCAAGAUAGUAUUCAGAAGGUAUGCUGACACAAUUGCUAUGACAAUAGUCUAUGCAUUUAUUGAUGAAUUUACGAAGAGAAUUGAAGAAAAGUUAAUGGAAAUCUAUGUUAAUGAAGAAGAACAAUUUGAUAUUGGAGAGUUGGUUCAGGAGGAUCAUAAUGUUAGUUUCCAUAGAGAGGAUUUGCGUACAAGGGAAAAACAUCUGAAAAAUGUUUUGGAUAGUCUCAAGAAAUUUGGAAUAAAAUGA
Molecule: messenger RNA, 1761 nt
Organism: Diversispora eburnea
Lineage: Eukaryota; Fungi; Glomeromycota; Glomeromycetes; Diversisporales; Diversisporaceae
Source: the annotation of a GenBank genome assembly